AUGGUCCGUGGAAGCCCCUGUCCCGGAGCCCCUACCGGAGCCCGGCGCUUGCAGCAGCGCAGGUCGGACCCGCUCGCUUCCUGCGCCUCCGCCAGGGCGGGGCUGGGGAAACUGCGGCCUCCGGGCUGCGGGUGCCGUGUCCCUGCCCCUGUCGUCCACUGCGCGCUGACCGCGCCGCCGCAGGGCAAGAGCGCCCCCGUGCACCGCCCCCGCGCCCGCCCGACAGCUUUGCGCAGCGUCCUAAGAGUCGGCCCCGCGGUGGCUGCACGGAGACCCGGCAAACCGAGCCCCAGCCUGAGCCCCGGGAGUCGCCCGAGCAACCCAAUGGCGGGUAAGUGCCCUCGCCGCUCCACUCCGACCCCUCUGCGGCGGCCGCUCCUCAGCCACCCAGGCCUGAACUUUCCUCCGGCCAGGUUAGGGAAGGGGGGUCGGGGGGACGCCGCCCUGCCCUGCCCUGCCUCGGGACCGCUCCUAGCGGGACGCUGGGUGGAGUGGAGCGUGAGGCUCGGCUCCGCGAGGACAUUUGCGGGAAGGAAAGUGUGGGGGUCCCGCCUUAUCACCACCUCACUCCGUUCUGACCCCGGAGCCCGGGAAGUCCCACGCCCUUAUGUGAUCCGAAUGAGGCCCCUUCUAUGCCCGAGGUGGGAGGAGUGGGGCAGUGAGCGGGACAGAGCAGCCGAGAGCCCUCAGCGGGUGCCGGGAAAAACCUCCUCGCUGCCCACAAAUGUGAGGGUGCAGAUGCCGGCAGCACGUCUCCGUUUCUCGUACCCGCUACCCCUCUCCUCGUCCACACUUCCCCACUGCCUCCCCUGGGUGUCACAGUCCUGUGGUUCUCUGCCCCCAGAGCAGGUGGCCCUGGUGAUUGGGGGCAUCAUUGGGGGGCUGCUGCUGCUGCUGCUGCUCAUCAGGGUGAGCUGCUGUCUCUGGAAGAGGCUUUGUGCCUCCUUCACCUACGAGGAGCUGCCCAGCACAACGGACACAGCCACCACAGCUGCCUCCAGCGGACAAGGGGACAAGUUCUGCCAGCUGGGGGCCGGGACCCCGCCAAGCAGGCCACCAGGUGUGCCAUUUGUGGUGCCACCUUCCCUCCAAGGCCGAAACUGGAUGCCUCUGCACAAUGGAGAGUGGGUCCAGGCCCCACAAGCCCCCUGCCCAGCUCUGGAGCUCCUGCCCCACACUUCCUGCAGCAGCCUCGGGGUUGAGCAUGCAGUGGGGACCAUCAACCCAGAGCUGUACAAGUGCCCUGAGGACGAGGGUGAGACUGAGUUUCCUGAGGGCUGCCUGGGGUGGCUGUGGUUCACGGUGGAGUACCAGCAGAAGGCCGAGCGGCUGCUGGUGGGGCUGAUCAAGGCCCGGCGGCUGCAAGCCCCCUCCGACACCUGCAGCCCCCUCGUGAAGCUCCACCUGCUGCCAGAUGAGCGGUGCUUCCUGCAGUCCAAGACCAAGUGCAGAACCACCAACCCACAGUUUGAUGAGCAUUUCAUCUUCCAGGUGUCCAGCAGGAGUGUCACGCAGAGGGUGCUUAAGUUCUCUGUGUACCACGUGGACAGGCAGAGGAAGCACCACCUCCUGGGCCAGGUGCUGUUCCCCCUGAAGAACGAGACCGUGGCGGGUGACUACCAGCGCAUCAUCUGGAGGGACCUGGAGGCCGAGACCCUGGAGACCCCCUCAGAGUUGGGCGACCUCCAGUUCUGCCUCAGCUACAAUGACUACCUGAGCCGCCUCACGGUGGUCGUGCUGCGUGCCAAGGGCCUCCGGAUCCAGGAUGGCAGUGUUGUCAGUGUGUUUGUCGAGGUAUCUCUGAUGAACCACAACAAGUUCAUCAAGUGCAGGAGGACUUCGGCCGUGCUGGGCUCUGCCUGCCCUGUGUACAAUGAGACCUUCAGCUUCAAGGUUGAGCCCGCCGAGCUGGACACGGCCAGCCUCCAUCUGACCAUGCUGCAGAGCACAGGGAACGAAGAGAACCAGGAGCUGGGCCGGGUGGUGGUGGGCCCCUACAUGUAUGCCCGCCGCAGGGAGCUGGAGCACUGGAACGCCAUGGUCAGCAAGCCCAAGGAGCUCGUGCGGCAAUGGCACGCGCUUUCCCGCAGACCUGAGCUCUGA
Molecule: messenger RNA, 2103 nt
Organism: Trichechus manatus latirostris (Florida manatee)
Lineage: Eukaryota; Metazoa; Chordata; Mammalia; Sirenia; Trichechidae
Product: synaptotagmin-15
Exons: 9
Coding region: 1-2103 (700 amino acids)
Biological process (GO): synaptic vesicle endocytosis; regulation of dopamine secretion; regulation of calcium ion-dependent exocytosis
Cellular component (GO): exocytic vesicle; plasma membrane
Molecular function (GO): calcium-dependent phospholipid binding; clathrin binding; phosphatidylserine binding
Source: RefSeq, a predicted model, not a curated record